Molecule: messenger RNA, 474 nt
Organism: Hyalella azteca
Lineage: Eukaryota; Metazoa; Arthropoda; Malacostraca; Amphipoda; Hyalellidae
Exons: 3
Coding region: 133-474 (113 amino acids)
Source: RefSeq, a predicted model, not a curated record
AUUGACUGCCAUCAUCCUCUGUGCAGAGUUUAAUUAAUUAGGUGAAGAGUUUUAAGAUUGUAAGCCGCAGUUAAAGUGAAGUCCAUCGCAAAAUAAUUACAGGGUAUACGUAUAAGUAAGCAAAAUAAGUACAUGAUGCGUCACCCAUGGGUGUCAGGAGGGCUCUGCCUGGCGCUGUAUCUCACCCACGCGGCAGCCCUCGGCGACCACGCGUCUUUGUCUGCGAGGUUCUUGGGAAAAGGAAAGUUCGCGACAGGGAACACGCUACUGACCCAGACGGUCCCUAGCGUGUUGGCCUGCCUGGAUUUGUGCCGCGGCUUCACGCUCUGCGUCGGCUUCAGCUACAAUGGAGUUUCGUGCGAGCUCAGAGACACCGCGUCCAUCCUCUCCGCGUCGACAGGUUGGGUCACAUACCUCAUCACUCAACAGCCUGACCUCCCACUCCUGGUGAGAAUCAACGCACUAUUUAUUUAA